AUGUUAACCAGUGUACUUGUAAAACUCACUUCUCCCAAUCUCAGUCAGAAAGUCUCCUUCAAUUUGCCAGCAGAUUACCCUAUUUUCCCUGUGCAGUGGAGUCUAAAGAAUGGUUUACACAUCAGCCCCCCCUCCGGUUACCUGGGCCAGGACUUUGAGUGGGCCGACUACCUCAAACAGUGUGGUGCUGAGGCUGCUCCCCAGAGGUGCUUCCCUCCGUCCAUUUCUGAACGUGAAUUUAAGGAGAAUAUGAAGCUUGAAGCAGUGAACCCUCUUCUCCUUGAAGAAGUGUGUGUUGCCACUAUUACUGCAGUGAGAGGCUCCUACCUGUGGCUCCAGCUGGAGGGUUCAAAGAAGCCCAUACCUGAAUGUAUUGUGGGUGUGGAAUCCAUGGAUAUAUUUCCUUUGGGCUGGUGUGAAACCAAUGGCCAUCCCCUCAGUGCCCCUCAUCGAGCACGAGUACACAAACAGAGGAAAAUUGCAGUGGUUCAACCAGAAAAACAAAUACCAUCCUCCAGGACUGUCCAUGAGGGCCUGAAGAAUCAGGAGCUGAACUCCACAGACUCAGUUAUGAUUAAUGGACAAUAUUGCUGUCCAAAGAUAUACUUCAACCACCGUUGCUUCUCAGGGCCAUAUCUUAACAAAGGGAGAAUCGCUGAGCUUCCUCAGUGUGUAGCACCUGGGAACUGUGUUCUGGUCCUCAGAGAGGUCCUCACUUUACUUAUCAAUGAAGCCUAUAAACCCAGUCGUAUCCUUCAAGAGUUGCAGCUGGACAAAGACUCCGUAUGGCAUGGAUGUGGGGAGGUCCUAAAAGCCAAAUACAAAGGAAAGAGUUACCGGGUUACUGUUGAGGUAGUGAAGACAGCAGAUCGGGUGACUGAGUUCUGCCGGCAAACCUGCAUCAAGCUGGAGUGCUGUCCGAAUCUCUUUGGCCCACGGAUGGUUCUGGACAAAUGUUCUGAGAACUGCUCUGUGCUUACAAAGACCAAAUAUACACAGUAUUAUGGAAAGAAGAAAAAUAAAAGAAUUGGGAGGCCACCUGGUGGGCAUAGCAACUUAGCAUGUGCCCUGAAAAAAGCCAGUAAGAGGAGCAAGAGGCGGAAAAAUGUUUUUGUCCAUAAGAAGAAACGCUCCUCUGCAUCUGUUGAUAACACCCCAGCAGGCUCGCCCCAGGGAAGUGGAGGUGAAGAUGAGGAGGACCCAGAUGAAGGAGAUGACGAUUCCCUCAGUGAGAGCAGUACAUCUGAGCAACAGGACGAGCUACAGGAAGAGUCAGAAAUGUCAGAGAAGUCAUGCUCUUCCUCGCCUAUCCAAAGUGAGAUCUCUGCAUCACUGCUUCCAGACAGACAACGGAGAAAAAGAGAGCUUCGCACGUUCUCAUUUUCUGAUGAUGAGAAUAAACCUCCUUCACCAAAGGAAAUAAGAAUUGAAGUUGCUGAGAGGCUUCACCUGGACAGUAACUCCCUGAAGUGGAGUGUGGCAGAUGUUGUCCGGUUCAUCAGAUCCACUGACUGUGCCCCUUUAGCGAGAAUAUUUCUAGACCAGGAAAUUGAUGGGCAGGUCCUGUUGCUCCUUACCCUUCCCACUGUUCAAGAGUGCAUGGACUUAAAAUUGGGCCCUGCCAUCAAACUCUGCCACCACAUAGAGAGAAUCAAGUUUGCUUUCUAUGAGCAGUUUGCCAACUGAGAAGGACAAGCAAAGUGAGCUGUGUCUUUGAAGCACAA
This is a messenger RNA of Nyctereutes procyonoides (raccoon dog), 1724 nucleotides long. Its product is annotated as scm-like with four MBT domains protein 1. The record is from RefSeq and is a predicted model, not a curated record. Gene Ontology annotation, cellular component: nucleus. Gene Ontology annotation, molecular function: histone binding; transcription corepressor activity. Gene Ontology annotation, biological process: regulation of DNA-templated transcription. Lineage: Eukaryota; Metazoa; Chordata; Mammalia; Carnivora; Canidae.